AUGAUAAUAAGCGAUAACGUUGUCCGAUAAUUGUAAAUUCCAAUGAUUUAAACAAUAAUAAUUGUAAGAUACAUUUUUUCUAUUAUUGUACCGCUAUAAUAAAUUAUACUUUAUGUCUUAUGAUUUCUAUUGGAAAUUGGUUCGGUUAUCAUUGUAAACAUUUAUAAUGAGCGAUUCAUGUAGUGAAAAUACUGACUUUUUAGUAUCAUUACCUUCAGAUUUUUUUCAAGUACAUACUUCGGACAGUGAAACUAUUGAAGAUACAGUUACUGAAGAAGUAUCUAUUGAAUCAAGUAGUUUUAAAGAAGUUAUUGACAAUUUAGUAACAAACUUAGACUCCUUAACCAAUCAGUUAUAUGAUAUUGAGAAGAUGGAAACAACCUAUAUAAAUAAUGGUCUUUCUAGUCCAUUAAGUGCAUCUUCUCCAAUUAGGCGAACUAGGAAAAAAGAAAAACAAAUUGGGUUUGACUCGAUUGAAACGUUGAUGAAUGAUAUGGUUAAAACAUAUGAGUAUAAUAAUAAGAUUUUUAAAACACUAGAAAAGAACUAUUCAUCUCGAAAUGCUAGUUUUUGUGAAGAAAAAGAUAAGUUAUCUAAGAAGGCUCGAGAAUUUAACAAUGAAGCAAACAAUAAUCAACAAAGCCCCUGUACUAAUCCAGAUAAUAUUAACUCAAAUAUAUCAAUACUGGGAGAUGUAGAUAAUUUUGAUUCUGUGUCAAAAGAAAAUUUAUGGUUAAAGCUCGGAAAAGAAAUUUAUCAAAGACAAAAUAUUGAACAAAAAGUCGUUAAUUUAGAAGAAAAGAUUUCACAUUAUGAGAAGAAAUUAACAGAAUGUAAAGAAAUAGAUCAUCAAAAAACCAAUUUACUUGAUGAACUAGCUGCACGAUCUGCAAUGAUUCUAAAUCAAGUUAGAAAAUAUAGUAAUAUUAAUGAAAAGAUAAGUCAAGAUUUGAUAGCUGAACGUAAAACCAAACAAGCUGCCUUAGUAGCCAUGAAAGAAAAAAUUGAAUGCUAUAAAAGUGAUUUAAAUGAAGCUAAUAUACAAAUAAAUUCUUAUAAAGAUAGAACAGAAGCCGCAGAAAAAAGAUUAAAUGAAGUAAUAAAUAAUAAUAAAAAAGUUAAAGAACAUUUGGAUAAAAUGCGAUUGGAUCUAGAACAGAAAUAUAAAGAAAUUGAAAUUAUUCAAAAUGAAUUAAUUACUACCAAAGAAGAAAAUAAAAAUCUAAAAAACAUGUAUGAAAAUACAAUUAAAAAAUGCUGCCAAUUAGAAAGUGAUAUGCUAUUAGUGGAUCAUGAAAAAAAGGCACUAAAUGAAAAGACUGUAAGAUAUGACCAGCUUUUGGAUCAAAAGCGUAGAAUUGAAGAAAUAGUUAAUGAAAUGAAAAAUAAAGAGGCACAAACAAUCGAUGAACUAAACGAGGCCAAAGAAGAAAUUAAAACUGUAAAAAAUGAACUAAAGCUGUUUUAUCAGAAACAGCUAGAUGCUAUGUUAGCUGAAAAAGUAAUAGACUAUCAAAGAAAACUCGAUGGAAUAGUACAAAUGACAAAUGAAGAGAACAACUUAAUUAAAAGGCAAAUGGCUAAUAAAUUAUCAGCCCUAAAAGAAAGGUAUGAAAAGGAUAAAAUCCAGUUAAAACAGAAGUAUUCAACAGAUUUAGAAAUCUUAGAAAAUACAUUAAAAGAAAAAUCUUAUUGUAUAAAUGCUUUAGAAAAACAAUUAGCAUCUGAGAUUAAAGAAAAACGACAACUAGUACAAAGUGUGAUGGGUGUAGUAAAAAACGUUAAUGUUGACAAUCAGCCUGUAAUACCGAAAGGAAAUAGUGAAGUAAAAUACCAAAAAAAAGUAGUAAAUAAUGAAAAAUCAAAGUACGAAGAUGUUAUUCCAUUCCAUGAACAUGAAAAAUUACUUCGUCAAAUUAGUCCAACAGAAUUAAGAAAACAUAUUGAAAUACUUUUAAAUAGAUAUCCUGGAGAACCGGUUUCAUCAAAUUAAUAGUGUUGUACAUUGUAUUUAAUCAAUUUUUUCUCAAGCAAUGUAUUAAUUUCUUCAAUUAUAUUUGGCACCUCCUUUGUCUUUCUCUUCUUAACACUUGAAUUGUGUUUUUGUAUUAAUGUA
Messenger RNA from Adelges cooleyi (spruce gall adelgid), 2116 nucleotides. RefSeq lists its product as uncharacterized. Lineage: Eukaryota; Metazoa; Arthropoda; Insecta; Hemiptera; Adelgidae. The coding region runs from base 167 to 1993 and encodes 608 amino acids. The transcript has 8 exons. The record is from RefSeq and is a predicted model, not a curated record.